GUCCCGUUGGUGCUUGAAUUGUUAUCACUAAUUGGCCCAAAUGGGGGCACUGCACCAUUCGUGGGGGACAACAUGUUUACUGUUGACUUGUAUUGGAUUUUGGUUGUAUUUGGCAAAUCGAGAGUUUGGAAGACUUCAAGGAUCUAAUAAAGUUAGUUAUUGAAGUUCCUUGCCUCUUCCGCUCUGGAAGUUAAUCGUCUACCUACCAUAAAUACAAUACCAAAAGUUUUGCGCACUAACGCUUGGCGUUACGGUAGUCUUAGGGCGAUGUUUUCAAGCACAACAGACGUACGUCGAGAACCCGCUGAAAUUCAAAGUUUAAAGUAGGAAAGGCGUGGAAUAAACAAAGUCGUUUGAAUCUUCACUGCAAUUUAUGCCCAGUCGUGACUUGUUUGCCACACACUGACAUUUCUGUUAAGGAGCAUGGAUAGGAAACAUCGAAGUGGGUUGUCGACAGCUUUGAAGAGACAUAAAGGUCCUCUGUCUGACACAGAGGACAAUGUCCCCUCGUCAGAGGUCAAUGAUGUUCAGAAGAGGCGUCGCCUGAAGUUGUUGGGCGAGGAGAACGUCAGUCCUAACAAGAUAUCUUCAUCAAGAGACCACCUCUGCUGUGCAGAGCUGGAGGUGAAGCCAGACACCCCCGCUCUCUGCUCUGUCCGCUCCAGAGUACAGCAACUAACCCAGAGACAUGAGGGAGGCCCUCUACUGGCUCCGAGACCAUCCAUUAUAAUCCAGGAAGGGUUCAAAGAGCACAUUCUUAUUGGUGAGGCAGAAUUCAGCUCACGGGUGGAGCGGUUUAACGCCCCCACCACCUGUCUGGCCAGCCCUCUGCCAGGAAACUGGUGCCCCCGUACCCUCUCCAACGCCGUUACCAACUUACAGCUUAAACUUGAGGACAGUGAAACACCCAGCUCCAAGAAAGUCUCCUGCAUACGCCAGGAAAGGGAGGAGGAGCUGCGACUCUUAAGGGCCCAGCCAAUUGCAAAGAAUGUCUUUCUAAAUCAAAGAUUCUCUGAUUCCUCACUGACUGAGAGGGCGACCCCACCUGUCUCCUCAUCCUCCCCUCGGAUGAUGGUUGGCGAUAGCAGGAGACUGCAGUGGCCACCGUUCCAACCAUGGAAUCAGGCAGACCUCAAUGUGACUGGUGAUGAGCCUCUCUGGGUGAAGGAUGGCAGCUUUACCGAGAAUUCUGUCACUGCUAAGAUCCAUGGAGUGGAGCCUCCAAUCCAAGACAUUGAGGCUGAGCUGAGCUCUCAAGAUGAAACCAGCACUGCUGAGAUGAUUGACCUGAUGUUUAAGGAUAUGCUGGAGGCUUCUGCCCAGGGAAGGGAGAAGGAAGGCACUGAGGAUUACGACGGUGGCAUAGCCACAGUGAUGCGCAGAAAGGAGAAAACAGAGUUGGACAAGGAGAAAGCUGAGGAGGGUGAAGACCUGGAAGAGAUCAGGGAACUGGACUCCAGUGUAGAUGAGCUGCUGACCCUCCCACCCAGCUGCAUCCUCUCUCCUCUCAGCAGGUCUGUGGAAGCUGUGGUCACUCCAAUGAGACUUGCAGCUAGUCAGCCAGCCACCCCACCAUCCCUACCUCUGACUCCUGAAGAGCUGACCACUCCCCCUGCCGACAGUGCCCCUCUCUACAGCAUCGAUGCUUACCGUACCCAGAGGCAGAGCACCAAGCCAGCUAUUCAGAGUGUAACCCCAGGGUUGCAGAGGCAUGCCGCUGAGAAGUCCCACCCCCAGCAAACUGUCAACACGAAGGACAGGAUCAUGGUUCUGAAUGAGGAGGCUGCCAAGCUGCAGACGGUCAUCAAUCAGACGUUGCAGGCCCUGAGCUGCUGCACUGACGAGGACCACGGCAGAGGUUCCCUGGAGGAGGCCGAGGCUGAGAAACUACUGCUCGUCUCCUGUGAGAAGCUGGCGGGCCUGCUGGCUGAGGUGACCAGGCUGAGGGAGAGGGGGGUCUCAGGGGAGUUAGAGGGCGGUGAUGGUGAGGAGGACACCAGCAUGUCCCAGCACCCCUGCAGGGGCACCGUCAGCAUCAACAGUGUCCAGCUCCCUCUCAAGGUGGAGUUUGUCUGCUCAGCCCGCACACAAACAGGUCGCCCAACUCACUAUUUCUUUGUCCUGAUUCGCUAUGGACCCUGCAACAUUGUUGCGACCCCAUUGGCCACUGCAGCGGAUGCCCAGAAUGGAGACACCAUCUCCUUCCCCACCUCCAUCACCCUGCAGGACAUUCACUCCAACUUUGAGAUUGAUGUUGAGGUCUACAGCCUGUCCCACACCUCAGGCAACACCUGUAAUGUGGAUCUCCGCAGCUCUUCCAGGUCAAAGAUCACCCCAAGGAAGCUUCUAAGCACCAUAAAGAGAUCCAACCACCGUGUGACAUCUUCUACCAUGCCAGCCAUGAACACCCGCCGCACCAGCCACUUCUCUCUGGUUGGUUCUCACAAGAUCUCCCUGGCCUCCCUGGGCCAUAGCAAGUUCCCCCUGGACAAGAUACAGUUUGAUGGCAAAAUCAGGAGACUCCUGGGAGAUGAGUUUCAGGAAAAGGUGCCCUUCCUAUCUCCACUAGAGGGAAACAUCUACCUGCGACUAGACAGCGAGAGCCACUCUAACGUCCAACACCAGGGCUUCCUUACAAUGUUUGAGGUGGUGAAUGGAUUUGGAGCUUGGCAUCGCCGCUUCUUUGUCCUGGAGGGAAACCACAUGUCCUAUUGGAACCACCCCAAUGACCAGGGCAGCAAGGUAGCAGAAGGCAGUAUCUCUUUGUUUAGUUCCUCUAGUCAAAGUGUGAAGCCAGUGAAGAGGGACUCCUGUGCUCGCCCUUAUACUUUUGAACUGGUCAGUGGCAUCCAGACUGCACAACAGAAUGACCAGCUCGCUCUGGCCAAGUGCUGGUUCUCAGCAGAUACGCGGGAGGAUCGAGAGGACUGGAUGGAGAAGCUGAACCAGGUUCUCCUGGACCUGCAUGCCUGGACUCACCGAGCCCUGAAUCAUGCUGGAGCACAGCCCAACACUCAGGCCAGCAGUGGGAACAUAAGGGAGAGCAGUCUGUAACACACUAUUAUAUAAUGCUAUGCUAUAUCUUUAUAUAUAUCUAUCCCUCUCUCUCUCUCUUUAUAUAUAUAUCUUUAUGGAUUCUUAUGAUUACCAUUGGGAGGUUAUUUUAUACGUGGUGAUAUUUUUGCCUUGUCACUUUGAAUAGCUCUUUAAAAUAGAGCUCCAUCUUGUGGCCUAUUAGCAUUAUAUACUAUUUAACUGAGCUUGAAGUGGACAAUUUAACUACAUCCAUAUAAUCUAGAAACACUACUGAAUAACUAUCAAAGCUCGUGCAGAAGAGCCCUAACACUAAAUGGAUGAUUAGGCCAAUAGUGUAGUUAUAAUUCUGAUAAGCCAAACACUACAAAGCAUGACAUGUCUACUGGACAGCAUUAUUUCAGUACUACAGCAUUGCUGUCAUACCCUCUAAAGUGUGGAAAUAUGUCUCUCAGAAAUAAUAUAGUCUACCUCUAAAAUAUAUAAAUACCUAAUCUAAAAACUCAUUAAUUUAGUGAUUUAAGUAGAAUUGCAGUGCAAUUGGAAAUACUGACCAUUAAUGAGUUCCUUCAUUCAAAAUGUAGUGCUGUGUUGUGCAUAACCCGGAAGGGGCCAGACCACAAAAAUGGCAGCUACCCAGGCAAGGCAAUUGAGAGUAUAGAAUGAUGUACGUCUGAAGGAGAUGUUCGGCAUAAUGUUAGUGCCUCAUCUGAUGAUAAAUCCUAGUAGGACCCUAAAGGGACAUGAUGAAUUUUGCUGCUGUCUGUAGACUCUGAUGUUAACCUAUUCUCCCCACCCCUCCCCCCUUGAUGUAUUUGCUGUCAAUCUGUCAUUCUCUUUUUGUAUGUGGAUGUUAUCAGCUACCUGUCAACAUUCUUAUAUGCAGUUGAUUUGAUGAAGGUACUACAAGUAAAUAAUAAAAAUGGCUGUGUACAUUC
Oncorhynchus masou masou (cherry salmon) is the source of this 3971-nucleotide messenger RNA. RefSeq names its product anillin-like. The record is from RefSeq and is a predicted model, not a curated record. NCBI's taxonomy places the organism in Eukaryota, Metazoa, Chordata, Actinopteri, Salmoniformes, Salmonidae. The transcript is spliced from 24 exons. Gene Ontology annotation, cellular component: actomyosin contractile ring. The coding region runs from base 424 to 3054 and encodes 876 amino acids. Gene Ontology annotation, biological process: mitotic cytokinesis; actomyosin contractile ring assembly; septin ring organization.